GUAUCUCUCCGAGCUUCCGUCGGUGCACUUCGUAUACGCGCGUGCCUGGUGAUAGUGCAAACAAAAGCCGCCCAACGAAGUCGAAGGAAAUUUUUUUAAGUGCAUUUUAGCCCGGUCUACGAGGGAUUCUAUUCGUAUAUAUUUAUAUAUUUAUUACAAGUUUACGGACGCGCCUCGUCAAUAUGGCUGAGAGCAAGGGUGCGUUAAUCGCGAAAACAGUGCAAAAACAUGCCGGCAGAGCAAAGGAAAAGUUCCUUCAGAAUUUGGGCAAGGUCGACAGGACUGCCGACGAUAUAUUCGAUGAACACUUGCAAAACUUUACCAGGCAACAGAAUUCCGCUACCAGACUUCAGAAGGAAUUCAAUAAUUACAUCAGGUGUGUUCGAGCCGUUCAAGCAGCUUCGAAGACCCUCAUGGACUCGCUCAACGAGAUUUACGAGAGCCAGUGGACCGGUCACGAUCUACUCUACGUACAGGCACAGAAUUUGGACAUGCUGUGGCAAGACUUUACUCACAAACUCGCCGACCAGGUCCUCGUGCCGUUGAAUACAUAUCAGAGCCAAUUUCCCGAGAUGAGGAAAAAGAUUGAUAAGCGAGGUAGAAAAUUGGUCGAUUACGACGGCCAAAGGCAUAACUUCCAGUCGUUACAAUGUAAUCCAAAGAAAAGGGACGAACUGAAGGUGACGCGAGGGAAGGAAUUGCUCGAGGAAGCUAAACGUACGUACGAGCAGCUUAACUCGGAACUUCACGACGAAUUACCGGCACUUUACGACUCACGAGUUCUCUUCCUUGUUACCAAUCUACAAACGUUGUUCGCUGCGGAACAAGUUUUCCACGUUGAAAGCGCCAAGGUUUACUCCGAGCUUGAAGCAAUAGUCGACAAAUUGGCCAACGAAAGUCAAAGGGGCUCGUACACGUUGAAGAAAAACUCGGAACCACAAUCGCCUAAAUCACCGAAUGCUAACUCCUCGCUGAUAAUAAACACGCAACCUCCGUCGCAGAACAACAUUACAGCGGCUUUAGACGAACCAACGGCUGAAGCCGAUGAUGCGUCGCCGACAACUCAGCUCAACGGCAAUGCCAAUAGCAAUGCUAAUAGCAAUGAUAAUUCCCUCAAUAACCAAGAUGCGUCCCCGCAAAAUGCCACUGUACCGCCCACCAAGAGAGUCGAAGAAUUGUACGACAUACCAGUCGACGUGGAAUAUGAAAAUGGUACCAAUUUGUCUCUAGGAGCGACAACAGAAAACUUGCCACCGGGCGUUUUGUACAGGGUGAAAGCAACGUACAAGUAUAGUCGCGAAGAUGUGGACGAAUUGUCAUUCGACGUUGGGGAAAUCAUACGAGUCGUCGAAUACGAUGAUCCGGAAGAGCAGCAGGAGGAAGGUUGGCUGAUGGGUAUCAAGGAGGGCACCAACGAGAAGGGCAUGUUUCCGGCAAACUUCACGAAGACGCUGUGAGCGAAAUAUUAGCUCAAAACCGCCACGUACACUCCAAUGCUCACUAACGAAAAGAGAACGAUGAAGGAGGAAUAAAAACAAGAACGAAAUAUAAGCAGCGUAUUUUACUGUAAGUUACACAUCGUUAGGAAAAGCGAAAGAAGAACAAAAAGUUGCGGGAAUUGUUACGAAUAUUUAUAUACACGAGGAGAGACAAAAAAUCGUAACAAGGAUUGAACAGCUGACAGGGAGUUGAGAGGGAGGGAUUUUUGAUUUUUCUUUUGUUGUUGUUGUUUUUUUUUUUUUAUUUUUAUUUUUUAACGAGAUGGAUACGCUGGAGGGUGCUGCGGAGAAUCAAUCAGCCCAGAGUGCCUUAAAAACCCAGCCAAUGUCUGUGCCAACCAACAUUCACUGCUUGAUUAUAUGGGAUAUGUCCUCUCAUAUCGAAUAAUACGGAUACACAUCACUUAUAAUCAAAUUUAAAUAUUUAAAUAUCGAUUUAAUAAUAUAUUAUAAUGAUAAUGAAAAAUGGAACACCACGUUUCCGAAGAAAUAAAAUACAACAAAAUAAUGUAAAAUCAUAUGAAAAAUUAAAUGAUCACAGAUUUCAAUAUGUUGUACGAAGAUACGAAGUAAACACGUUCUACCGCAAUGUGCUCGAGUGUUCAUCAACUGUAUAAGGAAGAUGAAGAAAAUUCGCGACUCUCACCUGCGUCACACGAGAGCAAUAUUUUAAUAUUGCCUCGGGGGUAUUAUUUUCGAGCGAAUAUCGUUUAAAAAUAAGAAACUUAUUGAACUUAUGGAGCUUGUUCAUUGUCUCAGAGUGUAAAAUCAAUUGUGAGAGAGCAACCAGCCAGCCAAAACGUUACAAUAUAUAUUUGUAUGUAUUAAUGUAUAUGCAUAUUAUGUAAAUAUGUGUAUAUACAUAUAUACAUACAUCGAUACAUAUUAUAUAUUUAAAUUAUCUUAUUUUAUGAGAUUGUACAUAGAUUUAUAAAGUGUAAGGCUAUUUUGUGGUAUCUAACAUUAUAUGGCCCACUGAUGAAUCGUCAAUGAAAGAAAAACAAAACGAUAUUCUCAUCGUUGCUGUAGGUAUAUACACGAAUAUGUAUAUGAACGAUAUAUAUAUAUAGAUAUAUAAAAGAAAAAAGAAACCUGAGAAGUAAUAAUAUUCGAAGCAGAUUCACUCAUGAGGAGGAGUGAAUUCAGCCAAAUUCUUAAAGGGCCAAUUUAUAAUUUGCAUUUUGUUUUUUGUUUUUUUGUUUUUUUUUGUUUUUUUUUUUUUGAUUCUUCGUUCACCGAUCACGGCGUCUAUUUGCGCCACUGUAACUUCGAAGAAAAUGAAAAAAGAUCAUGAUCUUCUUCGAUAGUAAUGCUCGAAAAUACUUGAAACGAGAAAAUAAGGAAAAUAGAUUGAAUUUUUAUUUGUAUUUAUACAAAUAUAUACAUAUACGAAUAUAUAUUUUUUUGAAAAA
Molecule: messenger RNA, 2911 nt
Organism: Venturia canescens
Lineage: Eukaryota; Metazoa; Arthropoda; Insecta; Hymenoptera; Ichneumonidae
Gene: Amph
Product: myc box-dependent-interacting protein 1
Exons: 9
Coding region: 183-1457 (424 amino acids)
Cellular component (GO): cytoplasm; plasma membrane
Molecular function (GO): protein binding; phospholipid binding
Source: RefSeq, a predicted model, not a curated record